AUGGCGGCGGGGUCGAUCCGGGUCACCAUGGAGGUGGGCGCCGACGGCGUCGCGCUCAUCACCAUCGCCAACCCGCCCGUCAACGCGCUCCACCCCAUCAUCAUCGCCGGGCUCAAGGACAAGUACGCGGAGGCCAUGCGCCGUGACGACGUCAAGGCCAUCGUGCUCACCGGUGCUGGAGGCAAGUUUUGUGGAGGAUUUGAUAUCAACGUUUUCACAAAGGUUCAUCAGACUGGGGAUGUAUCACUUAUGCCGGAUGUAUCUCUCGAGUUUGUGUCAAACAUGAUGGAAGAGGGCAAAAAACCUUCUGUUGCAGCCAUUCAAGGUCUUGCGUUGGGUGGUGGCCUAGAGUUGACUAUGGGUUGUCAUGCUCGGAUAUCUACUCCUGAAGCUCAACUUGGAUUGCCAGAGCUGACCCUUGGCAUCAUCCCUGGAUUUGGAGGUACCCAACGUCUGCCGAGGCUUGUAGGUCUACCCAAAGCAAUUGAAAUGAUGCUGCAAAGUAAGUUCAUUACGGCAAAGGAAGGGAAGGAACGUGGUUUGAUUGAUGCCCUUUGCUCUCCUGAUGAAUUGAUAAAGACAUCACGCCUUUGGGCUCUGGAAAUUGCUAAUUCCCGUAAACCUUGGAUGAGAUCUCUUGGCAGAACAGAUAGGGUUGGAUCACUAUCUGAAGCUCGUGCUGUAUUAAAUGCAGCAAGACAGCAAGCAAUGAAGAUUGCACCAAACAUGCCACAGCACCAGGCCUGCCUUGAUGUAAUGGAAGAAGGCAUGUUAUAUGGAGGCCAAGCUGGUGUUUUGAAGGAAGCCAGGGUUUUCAAGGAGCUGGUGAUAGCACCAACAUCAAAGGCUCUUGUCCAUGUUUUCUUUGCACAACGUUCCACGACAAAGGUGCCAGGUGUAACUGAUGUUCAACUGAAACCAAGGCCAAUUAGAAAAGUUGCUGUUAUUGGUGGUGGUCUGAUGGGCUCUGGAAUUGCUACAUCACUUCUUGUUAGCAACAUUUCUGUUGUGCUCAAGGAAGUAAACCCUCAGUUUCUGCAAAGGGGAGAGAAAAUGAUAGCAGGUAAUCUUGAGGGCCUGGUCAAAAGAGGUUCACUAACAAAGGAUAGGAUGCACAAGGCAUUGUUGCUUCUCAAGGGCGCUUUGGAUUAUUCAGAUUUCAAGGAUGUUGAUAUGGUUAUUGAGGCUGUUAUCGAGAAGAUUCCUUUGAAGCAAUCAAUAUUUUCUGACAUUGAGAAAAUCUGUCCGAAACAUUGCAUACUUGCGACAAACACAUCCACCAUUGAUUUGAAUGUUGUUGGCGAGAAGACAAAUUCUCAAGAUAGAAUUAUAGGGGCUCACUUUUUCAGCCCUGCUCAUAUUAUGCCCUUGCUUGAAAUUGUCCGGACGGAGAAGACAUCACCACAAGCUAUCCUUGAUCUCAUCACCGUUGGGAAGAGAAUAAAGAAAGUCCCUGUUGUGGUCGGCAACUGCACAGGAUUUGCUGUCAACCGUACAUUUUUUCCUUACACACAGGGUUCUCAUCUUCUAGUCAGUCUUGGUAUUGAUGUUUUCAGAAUUGAUCGAGUAAUAAGCAGCUUCGGCAUGCCAAUGGGACCUUUUCAACUCCAAGAUGUGGCUGGGUAUGGAGUGGCCUUGGCAGUAAAAGAUAUCUACUCUGAUGCCUUUGGGGAAAGAAAUUUGGAAUCUAACCUCGUGGACUUGAUAGUAAAGGAUGGACGACAGGGGAAGGCAAAUGGCAAAGGUUACUACAUUUAUGAGAAGGGCGGGAAGCCAAAGCCAGACCCUAGUGUUAUGCAUGUGAUCGAGGAGUACCGAAAGCAGGCAAACGCAAUGCCUGGUGGAAAGCCUGUUACUUUAUCGGAUCAAGAUAUUUUGGAGAUGAUUUUCUUCCCAGUUGUGAAUGAGGCAUGCAGGGUUAUGGAUGAAAAUGUUGUAAUUCGAGCUUCUGAUCUUGAUAUUGCUUCUGUUCUUGGAAUGGGCUUUCCCAAAUACAGGGGUGGUCUUGUCUUCUGGGCUGACACUGUUGGAGCACCUUACAUACAUUCGAAGCUAAGCAAGUGGGCUGAAAUUUAUGGUCCCUUCUUCAAACCAUCAUCGUAUUUGGAACAACGAGCUAAAAGUGGUGUACCAUUGGUACCAGUGCUAUCAGUGUUGCACCAACUAGAGGUAUACCGUGAUCCAGCGAGCAAGAACAACCAGGAGUCAGGAUGGCCGGGCCGUGGUGGCGGGGACGAUGAUGCGUGUGACAAUGGAGUCUUCGCGGGGCUCCGGGAGAAGUACGGCGAGGCCAUGACCCGCGACGACGUCAAGGCCAUCGUGCUCACCGGUUAG
Miscanthus lutarioriparius is the source of this 2334-nucleotide messenger RNA. The record is from the annotation of a GenBank genome assembly. Lineage: Eukaryota; Viridiplantae; Streptophyta; Magnoliopsida; Poales; Poaceae.